AUGAGUGCCCUGGGUAUCUAUGUGCUGACCUUUAACUGUGCGAGGGAAUUCGUCGAUCCCGAUGUAUUCGCAACGCACUUCUUCGACGCUCUCCCCGCGGGGAGCCCCGCGCCGGACAUAAUCGCCCUCUCAUUACAGGAGAUCGCCCCGAUUGCCUAUUCAUUCCUCGGCGGAUCGUAUCUCGCACCCUACUUUACUGAGUUUCGCCGAACGGUGCACAAGGCCUGUGCACAGAAAUGGAAUGACGACUACGUGAACUUCCUUACCGACCAUACGGGUAUGACUGGGUUGAUGCUGUUUGCUCGCCAUGAGACCCUCGAGAAGGUUGCCUGGAAAGACACCGCCCAUGUCGGGGUCGGGGUCGCUGAAAUGGGGAACAAGGGCGCAGUGGGUGCCCGUCUUGGAUAUGUGGUUGAAGGACAUCCAGCCAAGACGAUCGAUCUGACUUUCGUCGCGGCGCAUCUCGCCCCGAUGGAGGACUCGUACGAGCAACGGAACCUGGACUGGAAGAGCAUUGUUGAGCGACUGGUAUUCACGCCUGAGACGUCAGGAUCGGAGGUGAAUGAGCGAUCACGCCUCCUCGACGAUACGGCUUCAGCCCACUCGGAGGGCAGUCAACAAGACCUGUUCGCGCCAAAUGCGUACAUCUUCUUCGCGGGAGAUCUGAACUAUCGCACGUCGAACAUCGGGCCUACGAUCGGGGAAAUUGUCCAAUUCCCGCGUCGCAACGCAGAGCUAGACGAUCCCACCCACUAUUCCCACCUCUUCAAGCACGACCAACUGAUCCGCGAGAUGAGUUCCGGACGGACCUUCCACGGUCUCUCCGAAGCGCCGAUCGACUUCCCUCCUACAUACAAGUACUCCAACGCAGCGCGCAAGGCUGCCGCUUUGGGCGAGAGGACGGAGUGGAAAUGGUCGAAUCACCGAUGGCCCAGUUGGUGCGAUCGAAUCUUGUUUUUGGACUCACCGCCGCAGGUCGGUGAGGCGGGCAAGGUCCAACCGCUCGCAUAUAAUGCACUGCCACUCUUUGCACAGUCAGAUCAUCGUCCGGUUGCGCUGUCUGCGUCGGUGCCGCUGACUGGUGAUCACGACCCCGCGCUCGGGCUGCGAGCUGUGGCUCCGUUCGCCAUUGAUCCGGACUGGAAGGGGAAGCGAGACGCAGCGCGUCGGCGGGAGGUGGUUGUCGGUGCUGUUGCGUAUUUGGGACUGACUAGAGAAGGAAACGGGUUGUUGCUGGCUUCGGUGUUGGGUAUCUUCGGUGCCUGGUUCAUUCUGCGAUCGAUGCUGGAGAUUUGA
This is a messenger RNA of Penicillium brevicompactum, 1296 nucleotides long. Its product is annotated as putative inositol 5-phosphatase. Lineage: Eukaryota; Fungi; Ascomycota; Eurotiomycetes; Eurotiales; Aspergillaceae. The transcript has a single exon. The record is from RefSeq and is a predicted model, not a curated record. Gene Ontology annotation, molecular function: phosphatidylinositol-4,5-bisphosphate 5-phosphatase activity. Bases 1 to 1296 code for a protein of 431 amino acids. Gene Ontology annotation, biological process: phosphatidylinositol dephosphorylation.